UUUUUCGCUUUUGAUUUGCAUUAAUUGUUAAUAUUUUGGAGAGAUCGUUUUAAUCUCUUUCGAUUAAUAUCUCACGAAGCCAAACAAGUGCAAUAAUCUCUUAAAUCAUCCUGCAAAAUCGAUUGUAUAUAAACUGAGACAAAGAUAGGUUCUUCCUUUCUCUCUACAGUCUUUUUUCUGGCAGCGCAGGUUCUUGUCUGCUAGUUACAAGGUGAGGAUAAGAGAACCUCUUUGGAUUAUAAGGGCAUUGGAUUUUUUUUUGCAGAUUUCUCUAUCAUGUUGAGCUUUGGCAACUCUGUCUCUGGGGCAUUGGGCGAUCCCUAUCGGCGUAAUGCCAGCAUUGUGGAUUCGGUCCCCGACAACAUGCUGUACAUGAUAGAUGAACACUGGUAUAAUUUUCCGCCCAUCAAUCCCCUGUGGCAUAGUUUGUUGGGUAUUGCCAUGGUGGUGCUUGGCAUUAUUUCCAUUGCGGGGAACGGAGUGGUGAUCUAUCUGAUGGUGAGUACCAAGACGUUGCGAACACCUACCAAUUUGCUGAUAGUCAACUUAGCCUUCUCCGAUUUCUGCAUGAUGGCGUUCAUGAUGCCAACCAUGGCAGCCAACUGCUUUGCUGAAACUUGGAUUCUUGGUCCUUUCAUGUGCGAAGUGUACGGAAUGGUCGGUUCUCUCUUUGGAUGUGGGUCGAUCUGGACCAUGGUCAUGAUAUCUCUGGACAGGUAUAAUGUUAUUGUAAGAGGAAUGGCUGCUGGUCCACUGACUACAAAAAAGGCAGUCUUAAUGAUAAUGUUUGUGUGGACUUGGACUGUUACUUGGACCUUGCUACCUUUCUUUGGAUGGAAUAGGUAUGUCCCAGAGGGAAAUAUGACAAGUUGUACUUUAGACUAUCUAAAUAGAAAAUGGCAUUCUGCUUCUUAUGUUGUUAUUUAUGGUUGUGCAGUGUACUUUAUGCCACUGGUGUCUAUGAUAUACUGUUAUUUCUUCAUUGUCAGAGCCGUUUCAAAACAUGAGAAAACACUGCGAGAACAGGCAAAAAAAAUGAAGGUUGCUUCUCUGCGUGCCAAUGUGGAUCAACAAAAACAGAGUGCAGAGAUUAGACUGGCUAAGAUUGCAAUGAUGACUGUUGGAUUAUGGUUCAUGGCAUGGACACCUUAUCUAUCUAUUGCUUGGUCUGGAAUCUUCAGCAAUAGAGUGCAUCUGACACCUCUAGCAACUAUUUGGGGAUCUGUGUUUGCUAAAGCUAAUGCUUGUUACAAUCCAAUCGUAUAUGGAAUCAGUCAUCCUAAAUACAGGGCAGCUCUUUAUCAGAAAUUUCCAUCACUUUCUUGUGCCACUGUAACAGACAGUAGUGAUGUCAAAUCAGAGAUAUCUGCUAUGACAGCAAUUGAUGAAAAACCAAAAGUUUAACUUUGUUUAAUUUUCAAAGUAAAACUGUAUUUCUUAAAAUCAUAUUUGUAGACUAGUUUUAAACUCAAAAUUAAAUUUUGGCAUAGAUUCAAUAUUAAAUACUUUGAAUUAAAU
Molecule: messenger RNA, 1518 nt
Organism: Centruroides sculpturatus (bark scorpion)
Lineage: Eukaryota; Metazoa; Arthropoda; Arachnida; Scorpiones; Buthidae
Product: lateral eye opsin-like
Exons: 3
Coding region: 277-1404 (375 amino acids)
Biological process (GO): phototransduction; G protein-coupled receptor signaling pathway; visual perception
Cellular component (GO): membrane
Molecular function (GO): G protein-coupled receptor activity
Source: RefSeq, a predicted model, not a curated record